Molecule: messenger RNA, 2163 nt
Organism: Selaginella moellendorffii
Lineage: Eukaryota; Viridiplantae; Streptophyta; Lycopodiopsida; Selaginellales; Selaginellaceae
Product: protein transport protein SEC16A homolog
Exons: 7
Coding region: 978-1832 (284 amino acids)
Biological process (GO): autophagy; COPII vesicle coat assembly
Source: RefSeq, a predicted model, not a curated record
AGAACAUAAAGGAGGAGCGCGAUGUAGAGUCAUGGGCUUUUGGCUCUCGCUGUCUACAGACAACUCCAACCGAACAGCAAAUACAGGCAACUGCAUUUGAGGUGAAAAGGCUACUGAUUGCCGGAAAGCAGAAAGAGGCUUUACGGGCUGCUCAAGGCGGGCAACUUUGGGGAUGUGCUCUUCUUAUGGCCCGGCAGCUGGGAGAGAAGUUCUACACCGACACUAUAGCGGAGAUGGCUCAACGUCAGUUUCAACCAGGGUUUCCCCUCCGGGCUCUAACUCUUCUUUGUGCUGGUCAACAUGCCGGAGUGUUCGUAGGGAACACUAAUUCGUCGAACGUAACAGCUCUUCAACCUCAACCGGUUCCAGCGUCUCUGGAGACAUCGAGAUGAGGUAUAUACAUGGUCACACGUUGAGAUAUGUGGAGCCCAUAUUUGCUAUCUUCUUGCAUUUUGAGCCUUUCUCCCCUUGUGCCAGACUUUGUCUUAUAGGUGCCGACGAUUGUAAGUAUCCACGCACGUACGCUAGUCCAGAAGCUAUCCAGGUAAGCCGUGUUUGUCCUCAAUAACAAUUGUUAACCUUUUCUUCAUCAGCGAAUGGAAGUGUACGAAUUUGCAAGAGUGACCGGCAAUUCCCAGUUUAUUUUACCUCCUUUUCAGCCAUACAAGCUUAUUUAUGCGUCGAUGCUUGCUGAAGCUGGAAAGAUAAACGAAGCUUUAAGGUAUUGGAAAACAUUGAAAACAGCGGGCCAUGCAGCUGAUAUGUGCAAAGAAGCGGCUGUAGCCUUGGAAAAGCGUCUUCGUAUCCACUCUCAGGUUUGUAAGCGGACACUCGGCUUUUAUACUCACUUUCCUACGGUUUUUUGGCAAUAUUGAUCUACACAAGAUGAUCCCAAAAGCUUCCGAUAAUGCUGAUAUUAAUAACUGUCCUGCAACAGCUUCUAGCAGAAGCAGUGUAUACUUGCCUCAUCGGCAUCAAUGGAACCCAUAAGUGAUAAUACGAAAAGAUCCAACAUGCCAGCGAGAAGCAUUUCUGAGCCUGACUUUAGGCCUGCACAGAUCGUUAGUCCAGCAAAAGGAACGCCAAACAGAGGCGUCUUUACUUCUUUCGUGCAAAGAGCGAUGGGCUUCAUAAAAACACCUUCGAAGGAGGCAAAGCUUGGUGACAGCAACAAGUUUAGAUACGACGAGACACUGAAGCGCUGGGUUGAAGAAGGAGCCGAGGCACAAGCGCCAGACCUUCCGUUGGCUCCUCCUCCCACGGCAAACAAGCUCGUCUCGCGCGUGGAGGAGAACGGCGCUCCUAUUUCCAUGUCUCCGGAGAGACCACAGCCAACUCCAGAAAGGGCGCAACCGGUUGUGAGUGGAAUCCCACCAAUGCCUCCGAGCAGUAACCAGUACGCAGCUCGCGCACGUCAAAACGUUAGAUCAAGAUAUGUCGAUACAUUCAACAAAGGUAGCGUAACACCAUCCAAGACAUCAUCGGACUCUCCUCCACUGUUUGGCGUGGUGCCAAAGGCAAGCGCAAAGCCUUUGGCUCCAGCGAGAUUUUUCGUGCCUGCGGCCGCUGCUGCCGCUGCUCCAGAUAUCAACAGCAACCAUUCGGUGGAUCCUUCCUCGGCACCGGCCUUUGUCUCCGACACGGCGUUCUCAAACGGGAAUGGAGCAUUCGCUCAGCCGGUUGUACAGGAUAUGAGAAACGAUCCGGGGCCAACACCUGAUCAUCUCUCGAGCAGCUCUUCGCCAGCAAUGUUCUAUUCGAAUCACUAUCCAGCAGCACCGUCGACCGUCUCGUUGCCGCCACCUCCAGCUCUGGAAGUCACUCCACAGUGAUGGUCGAGCAGCAGCAGCAAAACCAACACCAGGAAAGUUCGAUUCAUCGGCACCACCAUCAACAGUCCGGCACAGUGGGAUUCGAAGCUGCCAGUUCCUCCGGAGUGUUUGGAGACGACUUGCAAGAGGUGGAAUUGUAAAUCACACUCCACAAGUAAGUAGUGUUGCUGGGUGGAUUUUGGUAGAGCAGUGUAGCGAAGUAGUAGUCGUGGAAGGAGGAAUUUUUUUUGGCUAGGGUGAUUCUUUGGAGCCACGAGCGAAGCGCGGAAGCUCCUUAAAGUUGCUAGAGAAAGGAAACUCUAACAAAUAAAAGCAAAGGCCUUGUGAUGAA